UUUUUGUGCAAAAUAGUCCGUCGGUAUUUCGGGCUCGCUUUUCCAACCGUGCGUGAAACCGUGCGUUCCGUGCGUUCCGUGCGUUCGCGGGGGAAAGCUUCGUGCAACCACCGUGCACGGUUUCCGUUCGCGUCACGAAGUUUGUUUCUGUUGCCCAGUGAUUCUUGUGUGUUGUGUCUUCGAUGGAAGAAAGUGGUUCUAGUGCGACGGAAGCGGCACCUCAGAGCAAUGGAUCCACCGAGACGGGCGAACCGCCCGCAGUUGCCAACGGUGGGUCCGUUAGGCCACCGACAGCCUCCGGAAUUCAGCCACCGAAGGUACGCGCGAUCGCGAAACCAUCCGGUAUUAAGCCUCCAUCGGCCAACUUUGGCGGUUCCACUACGUCGCUGGCCAGCACCAGUUCGCAACUGACGACUGCAUCCGCCGCCACCGGCACCGGAACGGCCACGGUGCCCUCUUCCGGCACGCGAAUCGGUCGGCUGUGUCUGGCACACGGCACACCGAAGGCCGGCCCACCACCGCCGGAACCGAAAUACCAGGGAGCCGUUCUGACGAGUGAUACGGACAGUUUCAUCAUCGGGCAGCGCGUCUGGGUCGGCGGGGUCCGCCCGGGACAGAUUGCCUACAUCGGCGAGACGCACUUUGCACCGGGCGAAUGGGCCGGCGUGGUGCUGGACGAGCCGAACGGCAAGAACGAUGGUUCGGUGGCCGGUAAACGCUACUUUCAGUGCGAGGCGAAGAAGGGUGUCUUCUCCCGGCUGACGCGCCUCACCCGCGAGCAGCUGGCCGGUGGUGGUGGUGGUGGUGGCGGCGCUGACUCGACCGCCAGCACGCCGCUCGAUGCGAGCUUCCGCUCGCUGACGUCACCGGCCCGCUCCGGAACCGUUUCGCCGACGCACAGUGUCCAGAGCUACGCCAGCAAGUCACCGGCCGUCGCUGGAAAAGCAGCAUCACUGAACGUAGGCGAUCGCGUGAUCGUCUCAUCCGGAUUCGGGUCCCGGCCGGGAAUGCUGAAGUACCUCGGUGAGACCAAGUUCGCCAGCGGAACCUGGUGUGGCGUGCAGCUGGAUGAUGCGAGCGGCAAGAACGAUGGUACCGUCGACGGUGUUAGAUACUUCGAGUGUCCGGCCAAGUGCGGCAUCUUCGUGCCGAUCGCCAAGGUUACCCUGUCACCGUCCGCCCGCAAGACGUCCGCCCGGCUGUCGCGCGCCAACUCGAAGGAAUCACUCAACUCGCUGGCCACCAUGAGCUCGAUUGCGACCACGGCCACGUCCCGGCUUCGCAUGAGCGCACAGAGGAAAUCAUCGGCCGCUGCUACCGCCGUACCGUCGACGCCGAAGGCUUCCUUUUCGCUUCAGGAUGUGCUGCGGGAGAAGCAGAACCACAUCGAGCAGCUUAUGCAGGAGCGGGAAAUCGAUCGCGAGGAAAGCGCCAAUCAGAGCAUAAUGUACCAGAAAAACAUUCAACAGCGCGACACCACCGACGGUGAGAUAGGACGCUGGGCCGAGCUGGUGCGACGACGCGCCCUUCGCAUUGCUGAUCUGCGCCGCGAGUUUCAGGGAUGGCACGGUAACCACGAGCGACACUGCAUCCUUCACGACGUCCUGCUGGCCUAGGAUUGCAACUCCUGCACGGUUCCGUCGGGCAAAACUGUUCGAUCCGUUUAUCCGGGCUGUGGACGUCGCGAAUCAACCAUUCGCCGGAUUGGCCGAGACUAAAUAAAACAGAGUUGGUUCUUCCGUGUCCGAUUAAUAAUUCAUGCUUCCUUCCGGAAUGGGCUACUCCGAGCAGCGAGUAACUCCUUCGAGGGACUGUUUGUUAAGAAACUAGGUUAAGAAUGGUUUUUCUGACAGAGAGAGAGAGAGAGAGUGAGUGAAGAGUGAGCGAGAAAAAGGCGUUAACUGUUAUGGUGACAUUUUAUAAAUGCGACAAUU
Anopheles bellator is the source of this 1934-nucleotide messenger RNA. It is a transcript of the gene CLIP-190, whose product is annotated as restin homolog. The transcript has 8 exons. Bases 183 to 1616 code for a protein of 477 amino acids. The record is from RefSeq and is a predicted model, not a curated record. NCBI's taxonomy places the organism in Eukaryota, Metazoa, Arthropoda, Insecta, Diptera, Culicidae.